AUGGUUGGAGCUCAAUCUAAUCCACCCGGUGUCAACAACAACGGGUACCAAUAUGCAAAGUUCAGUCCUUCCAUGGCAAUUAUCAUAGUAGUUCUCAUAGCAGCACUUUUCUUCAUGGGCUUCUUCUCCAUCUACAUUCGUCACUGCUCCGACAAUUCCGGUGCUGCCGGCAGCGUCCGUCGAGCCCUCUCUAUGAGAUCCCGCCGUGCAGCCGCAGCGCGUGGACUCGACGCUUCCGUCUUAGAAACCUUUCCUACUUUCUCAUACACAGAAGUGAAGGAUCAUAAGAUUGGGAAAGGAGCCUUGGAGUGUGCUGUGUGUUUAAAUGAAUUUGAAGAUGAUGAAACGAUUCGUUUGAUACCCAAGUGUGAUCAUGUAUUCCAUCCUGAGUGCAUCGAUGCCUGGCUCGAGUCUCACGUCACUUGCCCGGUUUGUAGAGCUAAUUUGGUUCCGGUUUCGACCGAUGGGCCCAUACAGGAACCGGAGUCGAUUAACACGAAUGAAGAGAACUACGAGAAUGUGGAAAGAACCAACAGUUCAAGAAAUGAGCAAGUUGUUAUACAAGUUGAAAUCUGCGAUGAAAAUCAGCCUCAACGGCAAGUGGGGAUUUCUAAACCGGGGAUGAUGAAACGGAACUCAAGUUUUCAAUACCCGAACCGGCCACAGAGGUCAUGGUCCGUACCAAGGCCCAAAAUGUUUGGACUAGGUAAGUUUAGGUCACACUCUACUGGUCACUCCUUGUCCUUGGUUCUACCGGGGGAAAAUCUUGACCGCUUCACUUUGAAAUUACCUGAACAAGUUAGGAAAGAGGUUAUGGACCGUGCUAUGUUGAAUAGGACUAAAAGUUGUGCAACAACUUUAUCUCGAGAAGGCAGUUCAAGAAGGGGACCAAAGGUUUUUAGAAGGAUCGAAAGGUCAGAGUUAGAAGUGAAAUCCGAUCGAUGGAAUUUUAACCGUGCAUCAUCUUUUUUCUCGAGAGCAUUGUCGAUGAGAUCACCAAGGGUGGUAGCUGAGAACGGUGAAGGAUCCACCUCUAGGGGUAGUAGAAUGCCAAUAAAAAUGCCGUCCUUCAAGUGUUUGGAGCCCGAGGCUCUUGAUGAAAUUCAUCUAGUAUCAGAUGACUCGGUUCGGCAUCCGGUUUAA
Fraxinus pennsylvanica is the source of this 1143-nucleotide messenger RNA. Lineage: Eukaryota; Viridiplantae; Streptophyta; Magnoliopsida; Lamiales; Oleaceae. The record is from the annotation of a GenBank genome assembly.